AUGCCUGCCUAUGUAGCUGGCCCUCAAAACACCGUGGUGGUCCUUACCAGCAAAACACAUGCAGCGUACAAUGCUUUGUUACUAGAACAUAACAAGAAGUUUGUCCCUCAUCCAACAAUCAUUCUGGGUGUGGAAGACAAUGUGGAGGAUCGACAAUGCACACCCGAACCGGGGCCAUUACGAGAGACAUGUCUCACCAUUACUUUGGACGACCCGCCGUACGAUCCAUUGGAGGGAUGGGUUUGUGGGAGUGACCCGGAGUGUUGUUUUGUACUACUCAAUGAACGACGAUCUGGCGGAGGUAUCAGUCGAAAGCAUUUCAGCCUGGACUACAACUGGGAGAAUGGGUCUCUACUCCUGAAAGACAUGUCGACCCACGGAACUGUUAGGUCUUCAUACCCGACCGUGGAUCACAAAAGGGAGCUUUCGAGAGGAUGGUACACUUGCCGAGAUGCACGAGAACAAGCUCUUCCUCGCAUCGGCAAUCUAAUCCUACGGCCGCCGGAGACUCGAACAGUACUGAACUCCUCCAAACUGGGUCUUUCGGACCCAGUCGGCUCCGGAUCUUUCUCUGAAGUGCGUCGAGCCAUUGACUGCCGUGGGGAUAUCUUCGCUGUUAAGAUUUUCCGCUCGAUCGAGGAUCCCAAAUACUUUCACUCGGAGCAACAGAUCCUGUGCAAAUUAAGACAUGAGAACAUCGUCUGUGUUUUUGAGAACAAAGUUGUGGACGUCCUAACUUCAAAAGAAAUUCCAUAUCUUGUAAUGGAAUACUGCCAGGAAGGCUCUUUAUUCUCGAAAGGAUUGUUGAGCCCGUCGGAAACGACAGUGGUGCUGGGACAAGUUUGCAACGGUGUUCAGUAUAUCCACUCCAGAGGCUUAGUCCAUCGAGAUUUGAAACCUGAGAAUAUACUCCUCACUUCUUGGGCUCCUGCAUGGGUCAAAAUUUCGGACUUUGGGCUAGCUCAAAGUGAGAAAACCCUUCGGACAUUUUGUGGAACACCCAUGUUCGUCGCACCGGAAAUAUGCUACGACGUUGACUGCGCUCAGUCCAACUUGGACGACACCUCUUCCACUAUCUCAACCGUGAUUUUACGUACCUCAGAUGCUUCCCCAAGUUCAAGAAGUACGCAAGGGUUGAGUGCAAAAUAUUCGAACAAAGUCGAUGUUUGGUCUAUUCUUAUCAUGCUGUUGUUCUACGCGCGGGAAGGUGAUAUUCCAGGUGAUUGUCAAUUACUAAACAUGAAGCAAUUUCAUGACAAGAUCUUGGAAUACUCUAAAAAGGCGGUGAAGCCGGCCUGGACACGCCACAUUAAUCUUGCGCGACAAUGUAUUGCGCUCAACCCGUUCGGGCGGCCCAGUGCUCAACAACUUCAAAAACACUUUGCAGAGCUUCGGGAAUCAGGAACGACGACGCCAAUGAGUGCCCGCCACCUUUGA
Exophiala dermatitidis NIH/UT8656 is the source of this 1437-nucleotide messenger RNA. RefSeq names its product serine/threonine-protein kinase Chk2. Gene Ontology annotation, biological process: mitotic DNA damage checkpoint signaling; protein phosphorylation. Gene Ontology annotation, molecular function: protein serine/threonine kinase activity; protein binding; ATP binding. Gene Ontology annotation, cellular component: nucleus; cytoplasm. NCBI's taxonomy places the organism in Eukaryota, Fungi, Ascomycota, Eurotiomycetes, Chaetothyriales, Herpotrichiellaceae. The coding region runs from base 1 to 1437 and encodes 478 amino acids. The transcript is spliced from 3 exons. The record is from RefSeq and is a predicted model, not a curated record.